Messenger RNA from Staurois parvus, 349 nucleotides. The record is from the annotation of a GenBank genome assembly. NCBI's taxonomy places the organism in Eukaryota, Metazoa, Chordata, Amphibia, Anura, Ranidae.
AUGGGGCCCCCCAGGCAAUAGGGGAUCAUGGGGCCCCUGUGUCCUUGCCCAAACUCAAAAAAGCCUAUGAAAAAGGUACCAGGGGCAUCUCAUGGGGCCCCCUACUGACCCCGGGCCCUCAGUUAAUGCCCCGAGUUUCCAAAUGAAUUUUAAAAAUGGUGCUCUGUUACUACCAGGGGUGGACUGACAACUCAUGGGGCCCCCGGGCAAUAGGGGAUCAUUGGGCCCCUGUGUCCUUGCCCAAACUCAAAAAAGCCUAUGAAAAAGGUAUCAGGGGCAUCUCAUGGGCCCCCUACUGACCCCGGGCCUCGGGCAGUUUCUGAGUUUCCAAAUGGUCAGUCCGCCCCUG